AAUUCCAGAUUCAGUUCCAGGUCCUUUGUCAUUCACGGCGUUUCUAUUCUGUAUCAUUUGUUUUGUUUGCCGGUUUCCAAAGUUACCGUUUUGCAGAACUCGAGCAAACCGUGUCUUUGGCUUUCUGCAUUGUUUGAGCUUCAUCUUUUCGCCCAACAGUAUCGACGUCAGUAGAUCUUGAUUCGCAAUAAAAACUCAAAGAAAAAAACAUCAUUAUAAUACGUUAAGUUAAAGUACAUUGAUUGUUGAAUAAGUUACAUGAUAGCAAGUGUUGUUAGACAUAUACCGCUAUGACGCUUUUUAUGUUUUAUGAUAAAAAGGUGCUCGUGCUUGAAUAUUGAUUUUUGUUCAAUAAUGUUGAAGAUUACAUGUAUGUAAAAAUUGAAGGAAUAUAUUAUGUUCAAAUAGUGUGUUCAUGUGUAAUUUUCAGAUGAUUAAUGAUUGUGUACUUCAUUAACAUUCUUGCUCGCAAAUCCGUCACAAAACUGUUGACCCACGGCUACAAAACAAAAUAAACUAAAAAAUCGCAUAACAAUCGAACCCAAAACUAUCGUGGUAGGCUGUAUGGACAAAUGGUUCGGAGAAAAACGCUUAUGGUUGUUUGGAAACCAUCUGCCAUUACUUCCCCGAAGAUGGACCUCUGGAGAGUCAAGUGCAAGAAGUGCUCUAAAAGCAUUAGCAGAAAGGUCACGUGGCAGUAGCAGGAUGGAUCGAUAUGAAAAACUUAGCCGAUUGGGAGAGGGAUCUUACGGAGUGGUUUAUAAAUGUCGAGAUCGUGAAACUGGCUCACUGGUAGCCGUCAAGCGGUUUGUGGAAUCUGAAGAUGAUCCAGCCAUAAGAAAAAUAGCUUUGAGAGAGAUACGGCUGUUAAAGAAUCUCAAGCAUCAAAAUCUCGUGUGUCUACUGGAAGUAUUCCGACGUAAACGAAGGCUCCAUCUAGUGUUUGAGUUUUGUGAACAUACAGUGUUGCAUGAACUUGAACGACAUCCGGAGGGUUGUCCCGAUAAUCUUACUAAACAAAUUACAUUCCAAACUAUCCAAGGUGUCGCAUAUUGUCACAAGCAAGGAUGCUUACAUCGUGACAUUAAACCGGAAAAUAUUCUACUGACUGCUCAAGGACAAGUCAAGCUAUGUGAUUUCGGAUUCGCACGGAUGUUAAGUCCUGGAGAAAACUAUACAGACUACGUUGCAACACGUUGGUACAGAGCUCCAGAGCUACUGGUUGGCGAUACCCAAUACGGGACACCCGUCGAUGUUUGGGCGAUCGGGUGCGUCUUCGCAGAGCUUGUACGUGGUGAUGCGCUCUGGCCAGGAAGAAGUGAUGUAGAUCAACUUUAUUUAAUACGACGCACAUUGGGUGAUCUUCUACCUCGGCAUCUAGCAAUAUUCAAUCAGAAUGAGUUCUUUAAAGGUAUAACACUACCAGUUCCUCCAACUCUAGAAACGUUGGAAACCAAAAUGCCCUCAAAAACAUUAUCCAGUCCGGCAAUGAUGGAUUUUCUAAAGAAAUGUCUAGAAAAAGACCCUGCUAAGCGCUGGUCAUGCGAGCGUCUGGUUACACAUGAAUUUUUUGAAGAUUACGUAAGCAAACAAAAGGAGAUAGAGCACACCAUCACACUUGAGAAACAAAGCAGUCGCGAAUUGAAAUCAAAAGUUUCCAACACGUCGCUGCCUCAACUCACAACGACUCAAGAAUCUCGAGUACCACAGAAAAAUCUAUAUCUUCGUUCUGAUCAUCACCUCCCAACGAUUUAAAAACUAGCAGCCUUAUGCUGGUUUUCUAUUCUUAAAACGAAUCUGAAUUAAAUUACUAUGGAAUAAACUAUUAAAUAUCCUCAAAAAUCCUCAUUCAAACAAAGGAUAAAUCUAUACUUAACAUUUCGCUCAAUAAAGGAAGACGAGCAGUACAGAAUUUAAAAGUAGUAAUAAAGUUAUGUAUUCGGUUUGUUGAUUUU
Topomyia yanbarensis is the source of this 1955-nucleotide messenger RNA. Its product is annotated as cyclin-dependent kinase-like 1. The record is from RefSeq and is a predicted model, not a curated record. Gene Ontology annotation, molecular function: ATP binding; cyclin-dependent protein serine/threonine kinase activity. Lineage: Eukaryota; Metazoa; Arthropoda; Insecta; Diptera; Culicidae. The coding region runs from base 565 to 1755 and encodes 396 amino acids. Gene Ontology annotation, cellular component: nucleus. The transcript is spliced from 7 exons. Gene Ontology annotation, biological process: protein phosphorylation.